Messenger RNA from Monodelphis domestica (gray short-tailed opossum), 1346 nucleotides. It is a transcript of the gene C2H6orf163, whose product is annotated as chromosome 2 C6orf163 homolog. Lineage: Eukaryota; Metazoa; Chordata; Mammalia; Didelphimorphia; Didelphidae. The record is from RefSeq and is a predicted model, not a curated record.
UCAACUUUCAGUAAAGCCAUCACCUCAAGGUCUGCAAGCAAGUGCUCCCAAUGCUCUUAUUUGUAGAUAUUUCACUAAUUCAUAAUGUUGAAUUAUUUCAUCUUCAAGCUAUCUUCCAUACUUGACCUUGAAAUAGUAAACUUAUCUCAGCCUGCUGAAAAUAUUAUUCCUCAACAACCCCAUCAUUGCUUUUCCUAAUCUUAGCAUGACAGUAUUAGUCACUCUACAUUGUGAAUAUUACCUUAAAUUCAACCAUGAUUAGGAAUCCAGAUCUCCAGAGCUUUGUUUGCUGUGCAGUGUGUAAUAAAAUAAUACCACCACCACCUUCUGGGGAAGCUUUCCACCGGAUCCAAGAAUACAAACCAUUUAAGACAAGGUUUUUAACUCAUAAGGAUAUACUAGAUUUUGGCAUCAAGAUUCAUCAACAGGAAGAAAAAAGACAACUUAUUAAAGUGGAAGAAUUACUUAAAAUAGCACAGGAUGAAGUAUGGGCUAAGGCUGAGGCUAUGACAGAUGAGGCUGUGAAAAAAGCAAUCAAGAAAGUCAAAGCAAAACACCUGGAAGAAAUAGAAGUUUUAAAGGAAGAACAUGAGCAAAUAUUGAAGCAAGCAGUGAAAGAAGCUAGAAAAGAGGUGAAAGAGUUCAUGGAAGCAGAAAUGAGAAGAGAAAACCUGGCUGCUGAACAGCGCAUGGUUCAUAGAAUCCAGAAGAUUCUGAAGGAGUGCCAUACUGAAAAGAUUCAGGCAAUAGAAACGGUCAGAGCUGAAGAACAAGAAAUGGCUAUGGAAGCACUAAAAGAACAGAAGAGGAAAAAUGAGGAGAAAAUUAUAGAAGCUGGAAUUCUUUCUCACAAGAAUCUUGAAAAAAGUAUAAAAGAAGUUGCCAAAGCCACAGAGCACCAGAUGAAUAUCAAUUUUAGCCUCAGCCAAAAGAAGAAGGAAGAAGAAGUGAAUGAAGUGCUGAAUGAGGCGGAGAAAGUACAUAGGGCUUCCAUAAAGAAAGUUGCCAAAAAACUGACGGUUAUUGAAGGUGAGCUGCAGGAGAAGACUGAGCAGCUGGAGAACAUGACCCACUGGAAGGACUUCCUGGAGGAGGAGCUCCUGGAAACCCGUGAGGCAUUUCAGAAAUACAUCAAUUUUACAUAUCCUACACUUUCACCAGGGCAAGCAGAUUUCAUUCUACCACUAAGAAAGAAACCACCCAGUGACUUAGAGGAAUCCAUUGCAGUCACUGAAGAAGUCCCCAUUGGAGAGGACUCUGAAAAGUCUGAAACAUCUAAAACAUUUGAAAAGUCUGAUAAGUCAAGUUUUCUUUCACCCACCCAAUAAAUUCAUUCAAUAAGUUUU